AUGGAAACCUUUCCGCUCUUAUACAGGAGCGAAGUAGACACAUUCCUUUGUCUCGUCCUAGUGGAGCCGAUUUCAGUUUCUUUUUCCUCAGUGAAUUUUUUUUUUUUUUUGUUUUUUUUUUUACCCCCAUCAUUUCUCCUCCGUCUUAGCUACACCGCAAUCAGCGGCCAACGCAAGAUGUUCCCUGCUCCCAGCCGUUUGGUAGUUCUCUUGUUGGCGCCUUUGUUUUUUCUUUACCAUCUCUUAUCACGCAUCUUUUGGUCAGGGCUAAACGCACGCAAUGUCUUCACAUUACCGCUCAACUUCGCCAUCAACUUUUCUCCUGUUUUCAUCUGGUUGUUGAUCUUCAAAAAUGCCGGUCUCAUUCCGAAGUCCAUCCGACCCACCAUCCAUGUUGCUUUGGCGUAUCGCGUGGAUCGCUUCAUGUUCAGCAUUUCCGAAUCUCCUAUCGGCUGCUUGCUCACCAUCUUUUUAAGUGUCGGAACUGCUUAUCUCAUUUACUUGAGGUGGUACCGUGGCGAGUCUUCGUAUCAGAAGUUAUCGUCCACGCUGUCGGCAUCUUCACUUUCCGACGAUUUGGAGUUAUCUUCCUUCGAUCAAGAUCUUGAAGAUUUACCUAAAUCCUCUCGUGUCCAGAACGUGGCACCCGGAAGCUUCCAGGAUCAUCCACGCCUCGGAAAUUUGGAGUUUUUCCGGCCCAUGUCAUCUGGAGACGUUUCUGCCAAUGCCUCUGCCAUCAACAAGAAGAUUUCGAACCAUCUUCGCUCAUCCCACAACUACCGACCAUACAACUGUUGGCUCUGGGCACCUCCGGCACUUUUGGCCUUGUCAUGGGUUAUCUUAAAUGUCGACCACUUUUUUGCCACGCCAUUAAGCACGGCAAAAGACAUCGUGUCGUGGUUCUCCUACGUUAUUGGGCAUUUCUGUGUUCCUCUCUUCACGGCCAUCUGGCUCUACGUUUUUCAUGCUCCAGGAGCCCUCCGACUUUUUUCGAUUGCCUUGGGUGCUCAGAACAUUGCUGGAGUGCUCACCCACUUGGUUUUCCCUAAUGCCCCACCUUGGUUUAUCGAGUUGAACGGUGAGCAUGGCCAUGCCGAUUACGAUACCCCCGGAUAUGCUGCGGGACUUAUCCGGGCACCUUUUGGCACCGGUACCCAUAUGGUGACCAAGGGAUUCCAUGCAUCUCCAAUCGUUUUUGGUGCGUUGCCUUCGUUGCAUUCUGCCAUGGCUGUCAUGUGCUUCUUCUUUGUGUGCUACUAUUCCCGUUGGACCAUUUCCAAGCUUGCAUUGUUCUCUUUUGUCGCCCUCCAGUGGUGGGCCACGAUCUACUUGAAUCACCAUUGGAGACUUGAUUUAUACGCGGGACUAUUGUACUCAAUUGUUCUGUUCACUGUCGUUUACAGAUGGCUUAUGAGCAAAGUUGACGAGAAGUUUAUCGAAGCACGCCUUAAUUACGAUUUCGAAAAUGGAUCCACCAUGGGAAUGAGAGUCUUCCGGAAUACCAACUUGCAAAACUUUUUUGAUCCCUUGUCUUAG
Clavispora lusitaniae ATCC 42720 is the source of this 1536-nucleotide messenger RNA. RefSeq names its product inositolphosphotransferase (gene IPT1). Gene Ontology annotation, molecular function: inositol phosphoceramide synthase activity. Lineage: Eukaryota; Fungi; Ascomycota; Pichiomycetes; Serinales; Metschnikowiaceae. Gene Ontology annotation, cellular component: inositol phosphoceramide synthase complex. The record is from RefSeq and is a predicted model, not a curated record. Gene Ontology annotation, biological process: sphingolipid biosynthetic process; inositol phosphoceramide metabolic process.